AUGACCUCGAUUGAUGAACUCUUUCGCAAGCCAAAUGCGUUACCGAAACGCAAGUUGGAAGACCCCAACACAACCUUCUCUCAGGCCCUCUCCAACAAAUCGUCUAAAUUGACCGACGGAUCUUCUCCACGAAGCAACGGACACGAGUCUUCUACAUCCGAUCCCAAAUCCAACGGAAAAUCGGCAUUCGUGCAAGACGAGAUUCUUGACGAAAAGGAUGUUGAAGCCGGACCUGCGCGGCCUCCCGGGGACGAUGACGUAGAGGACGAUGCAGGCGACGAUGAUGAAGGGCGGUUCUUUGGGGGUGGGGUAACAAAGCAAGAGCGUGAAGUGAUCGACUUCAUUGAACAAAAUGAGAACGGCGAUGUCGAAGAAAAGAUUGAUUCUGCGUGGUUGCGGCGGACCGCGAUCAACUUUGAACGAAAGAUCAACAAGAACGCGGAACUACGCGCGAAGUAUGAGAGCGAGCCUAUGAAAUUCGUGGGCAGUGAAGCCGACCUGGACUCAGAAAUCAAAGGGCUCAGUCUCCUCAGCGAACAUGGAGAAUUGUACGAGGAAUUCGUCAAGCUGGGCUGCGCGGGGAGUCUAGUGGGACUUCUCGCGCAUGAAAAUACAGACAUCGCCAUCUCGGUCUGUGAGUUGCUAGCAGAGUUGACUGAUGAGGACUCCUCCUCAAGUGAAGAGCAAUGGAAAACAUUAGUGCAGGCAAUGAUCGAGGCGGAUCUGAUCGAUCUCCUAGUGAGUGACUUGGGAAGGCUAGAUGAAGCGAAUGAGAGCGAUCGCACUGGCGUCUACCACAUCCUAAAUGUUCUGGAGAACAUAUUCUCGGAUACGCAAUACCAGGAGGUUGCUGGCUCCAAAGACGGGCUUAUGCAGUGGCUUCUUUCACGCGUCAAAAAGGCCGACCCAACUGCACGUGGAAAGGUUGGACAGAAUAGGCAGUAUGCCGCUGAACUUCUGGCCAUUCUCCUUCAAAGCAAUCGGACCAACCGAGAUCGAUUCGCCCGAAAGGAGGGUGUUGAUGCGUUGCUUGAGUUACUAAGCGUAUACCGCAAACGGGAUCCUGAGAAGGAUUCCGACGAGGAAGAAUACGCCGAGAAUCUCUUCGACUGCCUGGCUUGUGUUGUGGAAGAGAGGCUUCCCGCUGAUAAAUUCAUCGAGGGCGAAGGCGUCGAAUUAUGUCUCAUCAUGCUGCGAGAAGGGAGGCUAGCUAAGGCACGUGCGUUGAGGGUGCUCGAUCAUGCCAUGAGCGGCGCUAAUGCUGUGGCUGUCUCGAUGAAAUUUGUCGAUGCAGCUGGCCUGAAGACGAUCUUCGGCAUGCUCAUGAAGAGUCACAAAAUGGAAAGAAGCCUGCUGGAACACUUGAUCGGUAUCUUGGCAAGCUUGUUGAGGUAUCUCCCAGGCGGUACAGCCGAACGAAUACGCACCCUCGCAAAGUUCGUGGAGAAUAACUACGAGAAGACCCACAAGCUGGUUGAACUUCGAAAAGAGUACAAGACACGGUUGAUCAAGACGGACGCGCAAAUUCAGAGGGAGCGACAGGACAUGAACGAGGCACAGCUAGAGGAGCACGCGGACGAGUGGUUAUCUCGCCGGCUCGACGCAGGGCUUUUCUCCUUGCAAGCUCUCGAACUUAUUCUGAGCUGGAUGGUCGCAGAGGAUACUGGCGCCAGGGAGACAAUAACGGUUCUUCUCGGAGAAGAUGGGCUAAAGGUUUUGGAACGCAGCUUGCGUGAUCAGUUGGAUGGCAUGGAUGCUGGCCAGGGCGAGGAGGGCAAGGCCACUGAAGAAAUGCUGGAAGCAUUGUUAUUGUGCGUUGAGCAAUGA
Exophiala spinifera is the source of this 1827-nucleotide messenger RNA. RefSeq lists its product as uncharacterized. The transcript has a single exon. Gene Ontology annotation, cellular component: spliceosomal complex. The coding region runs from base 1 to 1827 and encodes 608 amino acids. Lineage: Eukaryota; Fungi; Ascomycota; Eurotiomycetes; Chaetothyriales; Herpotrichiellaceae. The record is from RefSeq and is a predicted model, not a curated record.